UAAGAUUACUGAGCUGACAAAGACUCUGUUUCAUCAAACAAGUGGUUUACUCUUUAAUCCUCUUUGGCUCAAGAGUUCCGACACAAUAACCUGCAGACAAGAGUUACCCAACCUUGCUGUCAUAAAAACUGAAAUAACAGAUGGUGGUUAUUGUGAGGGAGGUCAUCUUUACGGCUGCGGAUUGAUUGGAUUUAUUUUUUUCAUGUAGCGAAUGAUCUUUAAAUCUAAAUGUCAUCCAGGUCUGAACUUGCCUGCAGCUCUUCAUGUACUUUAAUCUUUUGGUACGGGCUGCGAUCUUUCUGUAUGUACACUAACAGGUGAACACAGUAAUGAAGGGUGGAUUCCACAUUUCUCAGACACACCUAAAGCCCGUUAACCCUCCUGAGAGUUAAACAAGGACAGGUGUCUCCACCCAGCUCAAGCAGAAAGACAGUCCCCACUAUCUUCAGCAUGAUGUCGCACAGAAAGUCUGGUGGUGUCAGCAGCUACUCCAUGUAUGGUGGAGGUGUAGCUGGUGGAGCCAGGGCCUCCGUCUCUUCACGCUCCAUGUCCAUGUCCCAGUACGGUGGAGGUGGUGGAGGUGGUGGAGGUGGUGGAGGUGGUGGAGGUGGUGGAGGUGGUGCUGGAGCAUAUGGCUUCCAGUACCUCGGCGGUGCAGCUGCCAUGUCUGGAAGCGGCGGUGGUUCUGGGUUCUCUUUUAGUGCGGGUGGCGGCGGCGGCGGCGGCGGCGGUGGUGGCAUGGACAUCUCUGCCAAUGAGAAGGCCUGCAUGCAGAACCUGAAUGACCGUUUGGCCAGUUACCUCGAGAAGGUUCGCCUCCUGGAAGCUGCCAACGCCGAGCUGGAGCUGAAGAUCAGAGAGUUCCUGGAGAGCAAGACCUCACCCUCCUCCAGAGACUACAGUGCCUACUAUGCCACCAUCGCAGAACUGCAGGGACAGAUUCUGGAAGCAACCAAAUUCAACGGCGGCAUCUACCUCUCCAUCGAUAACGCCAAACUGGCUGCUGACGACUUCAGGAUGAAGUAUGAAAACGAGCUUGCCAUGAGGCAGUCAGUUGAGGCGGACAUCGCCGGGCUGAAGAGAGCACUGGAUGAGCUGACCAUGGGAAGAUCUGACCUGGAGAUGCAGAUUGAGGGCCUGAAGGAGGAGCUGAUCUUCCUCAAGAAGAACCACGAGGAGGAGCUGCUGGCCAUGAGGACCCAGAUGAGUGGUCAGGUGAACGUGGAGGUGGACGCUCCUCAGGGACAAGACCUUAAUAAGGUCUUGGAAGAGAUGAGGGAGCACUAUGCAGCCCUUGCCAACAAGAACAACAAAGAUCUGGCGAACUGGUUCGAGCAAAAGUCAGAGUCAUUGAAAAAUGAAGUUGCAGAAAGCACAGAAACUCUCGUUACGUCCAAAUCUGAGAUCACAGACCUGAAGCGAAUGCUGCAGAGCCUGGAGAUCGAGCUGCAGUCACAGCUCAGCAUGAAAGCGUCGCUGGAAGCCACCCUGUCUGAAACUCAGAACCGCUACGCCAUGAUGCUGUCAUCUUACCAGAACCAGGUGUUAAUGUUGGAGGACCAGCUGACCCAGCUGAAGGCCGACCUAGAGAGACAGUCCUCAGAGUACCAGAUGUUGCUGGACAUCAAGAGCAGGCUAGAGAUGGAGAUUGCAGAGUACAGGAGGCUGCUGGAUGGAGAGGGUGGCGGCUCCGGCUCUGGCUCUGGUUUCUCCUCGUCCAUGUCGUCCUCCAUGACUUCUUCCAGCUCCGGCUCUGGCUCCGGUUCUAGCUCCGGCUUUGGUUCCGGUUCCGGCUCCAGCUCUUCCUCCAGCAGUACUGUCAUCACUGCCCCUGCCACCACCUCCAUCACCAAACAGAAAGUCAUCACCAUCGUGGAGGAAGUGGUGGAUGGGCAGGUGGUCAGCUCCACAAGCUCCGAGGUCGUCAACCAGUUGUGAGCAACUGCAGGAGGAGCACUCACUCAGCUAAUGAUGAAACUAACACCGAAAUAAAAUUUUGCUGAGGAGCUUAAAAAUA
Notolabrus celidotus (New Zealand spotty) is the source of this 2017-nucleotide messenger RNA. Its product is annotated as keratin, type I cytoskeletal 13-like. The transcript has 9 exons. Gene Ontology annotation, molecular function: structural molecule activity. The record is from RefSeq and is a predicted model, not a curated record. Lineage: Eukaryota; Metazoa; Chordata; Actinopteri; Labriformes; Labridae. The coding region runs from base 451 to 1938 and encodes 495 amino acids.